Molecule: messenger RNA, 705 nt
Organism: Penicillium subrubescens
Lineage: Eukaryota; Fungi; Ascomycota; Eurotiomycetes; Eurotiales; Aspergillaceae
Exons: 2
Coding region: 1-705 (234 amino acids)
Source: RefSeq, a predicted model, not a curated record
AUGGGUCUAUUCAGUCAAAAACCCAAGGACAAGUACAAGGUACUGCACCCCGACAGUGAUAGACACACGAGACCAAAUCCUGGGAGACGAACAAGUGAGACGGCAGCCAACACCCCUUCGCCUGGCUAUCAUGGUCCUCACUUCCAUCAAGGGCCAGCCCAGGAUGAGAUAUGGAAUCGGCGACAGAACGGUUCAGUACCCUACGAGGACAUACGUGGUCGCUCCCACUCGUUCCACAGUCCCAUCAAGCAGCAUGAAUUUUCCAAUCCCUAUGAGGUGCAGCCGGAUCCAUGGACCCCAAGGAUGGAGCAGGAGUACGCCGACUAUAAAUCCAAGGUGGAAACUUGUAACAAAAAUAUGCGUUCCGUUAGGGCGGCGAAACAAAUUCCUGUCGGCCGGAAAGCCGACCCUGAGGCUAGUCGGGGUCCGCAAAUUAUGGCUGCAGUUGACUUGGCCAUAGAGGGUCGGAUCCAGGCAUCCACAGCUUCUCAAUCUAGGGCAGGUUUCCAGCAUAAAUAUCCCCAAGCAUAUGCGCAAAGGAGUAAGGUUGAUACUCAUUGGGGUGAAGCCUUCGGCGCGAAAAGUACCGCAACAAAGUUUCGGACGGGCGAAGCUGAGCUCCGUCAGAAGUAUGGGCAAUGGGAGCACAGAAUGGGCGAAUACGAGCAGCAGCAGAUGAACCGAGGCUCAUCAUCGAGGCGCUGA